Spirodela intermedia is the source of this 5455-nucleotide messenger RNA. NCBI's taxonomy places the organism in Eukaryota, Viridiplantae, Streptophyta, Magnoliopsida, Alismatales, Araceae. The record is from the annotation of a GenBank genome assembly.
AUGUCAUUAGUGGGCUGGAGAUCCGAAAAGUAAUAUUUAUUUUCUACUUUAUGUUCUUUCAUUUCUAGAAGACACUUUAUGUCUCUUUUCUUCUAGAAGGGAUUUUAAUGUGGUUUAGUUUGUACCUAAGAUCUAUUUAGGAUCUCUAAAUAUCAAAGUCUUAGAUUUGCUUAGGAUCUUUAAUUAUUAGAGUCUCUGCUUAAGAUCUAUUUAGUAUAUCUACCUAUUAGGACCACAUACUCUAACUAUCAUAGUAAGUUAAAGUAUUUUUAGAAGAUCUAUCUAAGAUCUUAGUCUAUCAAAGUCUAUUUUAAAUUAUUUCAGAGUUAUUCAGAUUGUGUCCUCAUGAUCUAUCAGGAUCUUCUUUUUGAGAGCGCCCAACCUUUUUGCUAGGCCUAUAUAAAUGCUCCUAUUAUAACUUGAGUUACUCACCUUUUAGUUGAAUUGGUUUUCUCUAUUGUGAGAAUCUUUUUCUCUUGUGGAUUCAAACACCCCCUUGUAGAUUCAAGGGUUGAAGACUCUGAAUCUGUGGAUUCAAAAGUUAAUUUCUUCUCCAAGAUUGGAGCUUUGUAGAUUCAAGCCUAAAUCUUAUUUAUCUUUUAUGUUAUUACUACGUCAAUUAGUAUUAGAACAAGUCAACGUUUCAAUAAAGGUUCAAUAAAGUCACGAGAUAAAUUUACUCAUAUUGGUGUUGCUGAUUCACUUGAAGUUUUUCCUAUCUCAAAAUUAGAUUUUAUUACAAUUUAAAAUCGAAUAGAUCAAAAAUUUGAUAAUAUUAGUGAAACCUUGAAACAACUUUUGAUAAGAAUGAGUACAUUAGAGAGUCAUUCAUGCCCUCUUGGAGAUCAUGAAAUCAGACAUCUUCAAAAAUUCAGUUAUGUUGAAUCUUCGUCAUAUACUCACUAUAUGUCUAGGUCUACAAGUUUUAAAUCAAGAUUUGAAGAAGAUAAUUUUUGGAAUUUUCAUAUGAAGAUUGACUUACCAUAUUUUAAUGGCAUUUGAAGAUUGAAGAGUUCUUAAAUUGGUUAGUUGAAGUAGAACGAUUCUUUAAGUAUAUGAAAAUUUCUAAUGAAAAAUAAGUAAAGUUAUUGGCUUAUAAAUUGAAGGGUGGAGCCUUUGCUUGGUGGGAUCAAUUAUAAAUCACACGUACAAGGUCAAGAAAGAACCUAUACCAUCAUGGGAGAAAAUGAAGAAACUCUUGAAAUCUCAUUUUCUUCCCCAAGAUUAUGAACAAAUUUUAUAUCAACAUUAAAAAAAUUGUAAACAAGAAAAUAAAUCAGUUUUAGAUUAUGCUGAAGAAUUUUAUUAUUUAUCUUCUCAAAUUAACUUGACAAAAUCUGAGUUAUAUAUGAUUUUAAGAUUUAAAGGUGAUCCUAGAUGAGAAAUGGAAGAUAAAGUAGCUUUACAAUUAUUUUCUAAGCUUAAUGAUAUCGUAAUGGUUGUAGAGCAUGUUGAAGAGUUAUUACAGAAAGGAAAAACCAAAAUUUGAAAUUUUAGAAGCCAGAAUUCAACUCUUCAACAAAAUAGAGAAAGAUCUACUAUUGUUUCUUUUAUACCGCAUAAUGGGUGAUUGAAUCAAAGUUCUAUUAGAUCAAGUAAAGAAAAUUCUUCUACCUAAUUCUCUACUAACAAAAAUCCUUAUACUCCUAAUGUCAUUCCUAAAUAUUACUGGUGUGGAAAAAAUUGACAAAAAUUAAAUUUGUCCUAAACAUGGCAUAGUAAACCUUAUAGAUUAUAUCAUAAAGGAAAUUGAAUAUGAAGAAUCAGAAAUUGAAGGUGAGGUAGAAGAAAAUUAUAUUCAAUUUGAUACUAGACGUACUAUCAUAUUCAUUUGGACAAUGUCAUAACAGUUUUAGAAUAAGGUGCACUGUGAAUUCUAAGGUAUGUGAUAUAAUUAUUGAUAGUGGCAAUAUUGAGAACAUUGUCUCUUCUAUUGUGGUUAAAAAAUUAAGUUUGCAGACAUGCUCACACCCUCAUCUAUAAGAAAUUGAUUAAAUAAAAAAAGAAACAAAAACUAAAGUUUUAGAGAUGUGUCUCAUCAAAUUUUUAAUUGGUAAGACUUAUUUUGAUGAAGUGCAAUGUGUUGUUGCUGAGAUGAAUAGUUGUCACAUGAUAUUAGAGAAACUAUGGCAGUUUGAUGUUGAUGCUACAUACUAUAGCAAGAAAAUAUUUAUAUUUUCUAUAGAAAUGGUAAAAAAUAUUUUAACUUCACUACAAGAUAGUAAUUUUAACAAAGGAGAAAAGGAAAAAAGAAAAGUAAUACUCAUCAACUAGACAGAGUUUCUCAAAGAGUUUGAUAUUAAUAUUGAAUUAUUUGUUAUUAAAAAAUCUGAUUCAAUAUCAAAAUAGCUAAUGUGACACCAAAAGCUAUUGAAAGUCUCUUAUCUAAAUUUUCUAUAAUUCUAGAACUAUCUACUCAUCUUCCACCAAUGCGAGAUGUAUAACAUCAUAUUAAUUUUUUAUAUCAUUAAAAAGUUUGCCUAAUCUUCCACAUUAUAGGAUGACUCUAGAAGAAAAUCAAUUUCUUCAAGAACAAGUCAAAGAGUUAUUAAAUAGAAGAUUGAUAAGAGAAAGUAUGAGCCCAUACUUUGUGCCUACUCUACAAUUUCCAAUGAAAUAUAAAAGUUGAUGGAUGUGUGUGAAUAGUAGAAUUAUCAAUAAGAUAACAGUUAAGUAUAUAUUCUUAGUUUCACGCCUAGAUGACAUGUUGGAUAUGUUUUAUGUUUCUAAAAUUUUCUCAAAAGUUGAUUUAAGGAGUAGAUAUCAUCAAAUCUGAAUUCGACUAGAAGAUGAAUGGAAAACUAUAUUUAAAACUAAGGCAGGUUUUUAUGAAUGAUUGGUCAUACCUUUUGACUUAUCUAAUACCUCUAGUACCUUUGGAAGAGUGAUGAAUCAAGUUCUGAAUUUUUUUAUUGGUAAAUUUAUUAUUAUUUAUUUUUGAUGAUAUUUUUAUUUAUGGUACUAUAAAAGAAGAACAUAUGAAACAUCUCAAAUUAGUGUUUAAAAUGUUAGAACAUAAUCAAUUAUACAUUAAAUUAAAGAAAUGUGACUUCAUAACUAUUCGUUUGUUAUUGUUAGGAUAUGCUUAAAGUGUAGAUGAGAUCAAAGUAGAUGAAAAAAGGGUUAGACCUUUUAAAGAUUGAUCGACACCAAUCAUAAUUCAUCAAGUUUGGAGUUUUCAUAGGUUGGUAUCAUUUUAUAAAAGAUUCAUUUGAAAUUUUAACUCAAUAACAUUAAUAGUUAUUUAAUGCAUGAAAAAAGGUAAUUUUAAAUAGACUAAUGAACCUAGUAAAAGUUUUACCAUAUAAAAGAAAAAUUAUGUUCUGCUCUUAUUUUAGCCCUACUAAAUUGCAAUAAAUUAUCAAUGCAUCCAUAGCUGACAUUAGAAGUUUAUUAUCGUAAGAAGCUCAGCUAAUAAUAUUUUUUAGUGAAAAACUUUCUGAGGUAAGAAAAAAAUAGACAACAUAUGAAUAAAAAUUUUAUGUUACGGUCCAUGUUUUACAAACAUGAGAACACUAUUUGAUUUAAUGAGAGUUUAUUUUAUAUACUAGUCAUCAAACUCUGAAAUCAGUUAAUAGUUAGACUUCUAUUGAUAGAAUACAUGCUAGAUAGAUCUCUUUCAUUCAAUAUUUUAUUUUGGUUAUUAAACACAAGUCAAGGAAAUUGAAUUGAGUUGCAAAUGAUCUUAGUAAAAAAAUAGCAUGUUUGGUGAACUUACGUGCUAAGAUCACAGGAUUUGACUAUCUCAAGGAAUUAUACCUAAAUGAUGAUAAUUUUUCUCAACAAUAUAUGAUAUGUAUGUCAGGAUUAUCAACUAAAAGUUUUCAUCUACAAGAUGAUUUCUUAUUUUUAAGAACACAUUUAUAUAUUCUUCACAACUCUUUAAGAGAAAAACUACUACAAGAAUUACAUUUUUCAGGUUUAAUAGGACACCUUUGUGGAGACAACUAAAGAGUGGUAUUAUUGGCCCAAACUAAAAAAAGAUGUAGAAAUUUUGUUCAUAAAUGUGAGAUUUGUCAAACUUACAAGGGAUAAAGUCAAAAUACUGGACUAUACACUGUAUCACCUAUUCCACAAAAUCUAUGGACUGAUAUUUUUUUAUGGACUUUAUAUUAGAUCUGCCACAAAACAUAGAGAAGAAUUGAUUCAGUUUUUAUAAUUGUCGACAGAUUUUCAAAAAUGGUACACUUGAUUACAUGUAAAAAGACAAAUGAUGCAAGUUAAGUAGUCAAUCACUUCUUUAAAGAAAUUAUUUGUCUACAUAGAAUUCCUAAGUCAAUUACCUUUGAUAAAGAUUCUAUGUUUAUAUUUAACUUAUAACAAACUCUUUGGAAAAGGUUUGACAUAUUUUUAAAAUUCAGUAGUACUAGUCACUCACAAACUAACGGUCAAAUUGAAGUUGUGAACAAAACUCUUGAUAAUUUGAUUCGUUAUAUUUCAAGAGAAAAGUCAAAAUAAUGAGAUUAUACUUUGGCACAAGUAGAGUUUACCUAUAAUUUAAUGAUUAAUCAUUCAACUAACUAAUCUCCAUUUUUCAGUAGUAUAUUGUUUUCCUCUAAUAAUUCUAUUAGAUUUAUUAAAAAUACUAAGACCAAUUGAAAUUAGUAUUACCACAAACAACAUGAUAGAUCACAUCAAAAUAUUUUAUGAAGGUGUAACUACAAUCUCAUAACAAAUUAUGAGAAAUAUAAAGUAGCAAUAGAUAAGAAAAAAAGAAAGAAGAUAUUUGAAGUUGGAGAUAAAAUGAUGGUAUACCUUCACAAAAACUGAUUUUCAAUAGGUAACUACAAUAGGUUGAAGCCAAAGAAAUAUGGACCAUAUCAAGUUUCAUAAAAGAUCAAUGAUAAUACAUACCUCAUUGAGCUCUCACCGAAUAUGACUAUUUCACCUACAUCCAAAGUUAGUGAUAUAUAUGUCUAUUAUAACAAUUCAAAUGAAAACUCGAGAUGGAGUUUUAUUAAAGAAGGAGAGACUGAUGUAGCCCAAGAUACAAGUUGAAGUCUCAACUUCAAAUUUGUGUCCACUUAUCUUAAAUUUAGACCAUAAAGUGAAGAGUGCUAAAAAGGAGUCCACAUAUGUCAAUAUAUCUACCUAUCAGAGUCUGUUUAAGGUCAUUUCAAAGUUAGUCAGAGUAUUUUUAGAGGAUAUGUCCAAGAUUUCAAUCUAUUAGAGUCUGCGAAGUCAUUUUAGAGUUAGUGAGACUCUAUUCUUAGGAUUUGUCAAGAUCCUUCUUUUGAGAGCACUCAACUUCCUUUCUAGGCCUAUACAAAAGCCCCCAUUGUAAUAAGAGGACCUCACUUUUUAGUUGAAUCAAUUUUCUCUAUUGUGAAACUCUUUCCAUCUUGUUUGUAGAUUUAGACACUCUCUUGUGGAUUUAAGGGUUGAAGAUUUUGAAUCUAUAGAUUCAAAAACUGAUUUCUUCUCUAAGAUUGGAGUUUUGUGGAUUCAAACCUAA